Bactrocera tryoni is the source of this 1683-nucleotide messenger RNA. Its product is annotated as zinc finger protein 184-like. Bases 178 to 1662 code for a protein of 494 amino acids. Gene Ontology annotation, cellular component: nucleus. NCBI's taxonomy places the organism in Eukaryota, Metazoa, Arthropoda, Insecta, Diptera, Tephritidae. The transcript is spliced from 2 exons. Gene Ontology annotation, molecular function: DNA-binding transcription factor activity, RNA polymerase II-specific; RNA polymerase II transcription regulatory region sequence-specific DNA binding. Gene Ontology annotation, biological process: regulation of transcription by RNA polymerase II. The record is from RefSeq and is a predicted model, not a curated record.
AAAUUGUUUGACAGCAGGCUCUUGAAAUAACCAAGCGCAAAAAAUUUAGUUUUUUGGCUUUGUUAUAUAGAUUAUGGAAUAAAGAAACAACGCAUUGAGGAAUAAGAAUUAAGAGAUCUAAAGUCGAUAGAGGUUAUCGGUGCGUUGCUGUAAUUUGAGAACCCAUGUGCUGCUGUAAUGGAUUCUACUAAUGUGCAAGUGGUUUCAUUUGACGACGAACAAAUAAUUGCUGUUGGACUGGCUCUUAGAGCUGUAGCGGACCAAGUUUUCGAAGAACCCAAGCAGGAACUCGUUUCGUACGAACCGGAGGAAGUAGUCGAACUUCUAAGUGAAUCUGAAAAUGCCGGCGAUGAAGACGAUGGAUCAGAUUGUGAAAUAUUUGGAAAGAUAUGUACUAAUACAGAAAAUGUUUCGGAAAAUACCCCAACCGAUUUUGUUAUACCAUUUGUUAUCAAAACUGAUGACAUUCAACCGACGCAUGAAGUAUUAGAGGAAUUCGCUAAUCAAGCAGUAUCACAGAACAAUGAUGUUCAGUUAAAUAACGUAAGUCGCAAAGAAGCCGGGAUACAAAUUGCAUCGCGUUUAGAUUCAUACAACGAAAUCAUCGAAUUGGAUGAUAGUGACAAUGAUUUAGUUUGUGAUGAUAAUGGUUCACAUAACAAAAAUUGUGACAAUAAUUCUGAACUUUCAGAAGAAGAUGUAAAGGAAAAAAAGUUUGUCGUACUCUUAGAUGAGAAUUCAAAUGAUUCUAAUCAACCUUCGACAUCAACGGAUGCAGCUCAACAAACGAAUUUAAACACACAUAAUUUAGAAGCGUUUUUAAACUACAUAUGCCCACAAUGUGGUGUUUCUUGCGGCAAUAUAAAAAAAUGGAAUGCCCACACGGAUAUCGUACACAAUUUUCGUUCCAUUUCAAUACUCAAUUUGAAAACGGUGAUAAGUCGACUAGGUCAAUUAUCUUAUCAGUGCAACUCGUGUGAAAAGAAAUUUAUUUCCGAUGCUCCAUACGGAGUGUUGUUAAAUCAUCGUAUACAACACAUGACGAUUCCAAAUUUUUUGCGUUGUCGUCUGUGUGAGGAAAGAUUUUCCUCACGUCGCAUGUUUAUACUUCACUUUAGGAAAAAGCAUAAAAAGAUUGCGUUAAAAAAGUUGCGCCGCUCAGAUUCAAUAAGAUGCCACAUACGAUACCUGUGUCCUAUUUGUAAGAAAAAGGCAGCAAACUUAAAGGAAUGGAAGAGCCAUUUAGAAAUAGAACACGAUUGGUGUAAUAAAUUGGAUGAAAAAGUAAACGCAAUAAGGGACAAUUUAGUUGAAUGCAAAAAAUGUCUCACCACAUUUCGCGAAAAGCAAAGUCUUUGGCAUUUAGUGCGUCACGAGGAGCACAAACCUUUCCAUUGCAAAAUGUGCAAAAAAAUGAAAUCAUAUGAUAUACAUACAAUUGCUAGACACAUACGUAUAGAACACUUGAAACAACAAUGCAAAACGGAAUACCGUUGUAAUUAUUGUGAUAAGGUAUUUUCAUCUUGUCCACGAAGGAAUAUCCAUAUGAACGAGAUGCAUACAAUUGAAAAAUUAUAUUGUGAGGUAUGUGACAAGGAGUUUAAUUCAAGUUCGCGCCUUUUGACACACAUGGCUAAACUGAAUCACCAAAAAAUUAAAUAAUAAUUCAAAGCCAAAAUUAAA